Molecule: messenger RNA, 1247 nt
Organism: Neurospora hispaniola
Lineage: Eukaryota; Fungi; Ascomycota; Sordariomycetes; Sordariales; Sordariaceae
Exons: 1
Coding region: 121-1227 (368 amino acids)
Molecular function (GO): FMN binding
Source: RefSeq, a predicted model, not a curated record
UGCGUCACCGAUCGAAACCCUUGUUCCUACUUACCAUUACCAAUCCGUUGAUCGUCAACCCCUCCUCGUCAUCGAGUACUCGCCUUUUCACCCACGAGAGUCCUUCCCAAUUCGGCAUUCAUGCCGACCUCCAAGGUUCUCACAUCAGCAACCAACUUUAUUAAACCUUCGACUCUCUCGCAACUCCAUCAAAAACAGUUACCAGGCCUCACUUCACUCUUCACCAAAUUUUCAAGGUCCAAGUCAACCCAGGGAUUCACAAAACCCGCCAAAAUGUCCACCGAACCAUCCGCCGCCGAAAAGAGCGCCGCCUUCGAGAAGGUCCUCAAGCGCAACCCUCACGGCGACUUCAAAGCCGUCGAAGCGUCUCGACCCGCGUUCGACCCCUCUCCCAAAUUCACCUACUUCCAAACCCCCCAACCAGACUGGGCUUACGGCUCGGGCGCCAACUCUCUUGCUGCUUCUGCCGAGACCAAGAAGAACGAGCAGCACAUCAUGGUCGACCCCUACACCGAAGGCCGCCCGCCUGCCUUCAACUACAAACUGCUCAUCUCCGCCAUCGUGCCUCGCCCCAUUGCCUUGGUGUCCACCCGCUCUGCCGACGGCACCACGGAGAACCUAGCCCCCUUUUCGUACUUCCAAGUCAUCUCGCACGACCCGCCCCUCUUCACCUUGGGCUUCGCCUCCCCGCUCUCUCCGGCCUCGCGCGCCAAGGACUCGUUGCGCAUCCUGCACGAGACGGGCGAGUGCGUCAUCAACUUGAUGUCCACCCCGUUCCUCGAGGCGGCUAAUUCGUGCAGCACCAACGCCCCCUUGGGCGUGUCGGAGUGGGUGAUUAGCGGGUUGACGCCCGUGUACGAUGCGCAGACGGUGAAGGCUCCGAGAGCAAAGGAGGCCGUGUUCGCGGUGGAGUGCAAGUUGGUGCAUGUCAAGGAGUUUGAGUCCCGCUCGAAGCCGGGGGAGACGGGGUCGACGCUGGUGGUGGUGGAGGGGACCAAAUUUUGGAUUAAAGAGGGGGCGGUGAAUGAGGAGUUGAAUCAGAUGGAUUUGGAUGUGUAUAAGCCUGUGUCUAGGUUGGGAGGGAUUACGUAUGGGUUGGUUAGGGAGGGCCUGGAGAUUCCGAGACCGGACUUUGAGAAGGAUAUUGGGGGUAUGGAAGGGUAUGAGAAGCUUAAGAAGGCGAGGGAGGAGAAGAAGGAGAGGGAGGAGAAGAAGGAGAAGGAGUAAUGGGGCUGAUUUUGCGGGUC